CUAUCUCAGCUCUUUCUCACACACUACUAACUCUGGGUUGAACUCCCGUUACCGCCAACGCUGUUUUAAGGGCGUAUUUCGGUCAGAGAAGGAUUGGAUCUACCAAACCGAACUACACAAAUCACCUUCACAGAGGACAGCAGACUUGUUCACCUCACUUACUGCGACACGUGGUCCUUCCACUAUCCCACUUGUUGCGGCCCCAAGACUGAAGAUCCAGUGAUUUUGGCCUCUAUUGUGAAGAUCUACCCUUCCAUCCAUCUGUCCGUCCGUCUGUCCAGCUCUUCUCUCCAUUCCUGCUCUCCCCCUUGUCCCCCCUCAUCCGGCACAGCUCAUGACAUCAGCGCAGUCAACAUGGCAUUCUCAUCACGCUUUUCCUUCUGGGAGCAAAAGGUCAAAGAAGAGGUCAGACCACCAGGCUCCAAGAUAUCAAAUCAGGGUUCAGACAGCGACAGUGGCAGUAUGAGUAGCCGCUCCCAGUCCGUGCCCAGUCUGGAGCCUAGCAGGGGCCUACUCUGCACCAAAAGCCCUGAGCCAGCCAAGACACAUCCCGUAGUCAGGGUCAGGAGUCCCUCGCCACCCAGGGUACGCGGGGCUGUAAAGGUCCCUGAACGCUUCAAAAGUCUAGUGCCUCCGAUCCAGGCGCCAGCACAGCACUUCAGGAGCCCUGACCCACGCAGAGCUUCCAUAAUUAGCCCUGAGCCUGUGCUGAACGGAAACAGCAAGCCCAACGGAUCCGUUAACGUCAGUGCCGUCAAUGGGAACUCUGCCAAUGGAGGUGCCAGACAGCCAGACCUGGACAACGAUGAUCCGAGCCUUACCCUCAAGAAGGUAGUGAAGGUGGUGUGUCAAGUGGUGCGGAAGGCACUACCUGCAGAAGAGGAGGAUGCUCCAGCUCCUGAGCCUACUAAACAUGCCCCUGAACCUCCUAAAUUGGUACCAUCACAAGCGCCAACAUCUGUGCCCAAGGUCCCAAAGGUACCACUGUUCUCUUUCAAGCACGAUACCAUCAAGACUGAGGAGAAGGACGAUAUAUCAGCAGGGCUGGCAAGCCUCAUGGUCCGCGGGAGGACCAGGAACCGCCCUCGCACACGCAUGGAUGAGCCGCCUGAAAAAGAACAAGAGGAAGCAGUGAAAAGAGAGAAAAAAGAAGGCCCUAAAUUGGUUGAGAUUAAAUCUAUCUCUAAUGUCGGCCCAGUUUCAAAACAGGAGGAUAAGACUCCUGUGUCGGCUGUACCUGCUAAAGUUCAUCCUAUGGCUUCUAAUUUGAUCUCGGUUCCCUCCAGGUCUUCCCCCGCAGGCUUCAUCCCUGCCCCAAAGCCUUCCCCGCUCUCCCCUCCUGCAGGAUUCAUCCCACCACCAAACUCAGCCUCCCUUUCCCCACCUGCUGGGUUUGUACCAGCACCAAAAUCAUACCCCCUUUGCCUACCAAAUGGGUAUGUACCAGCACCAAAAUCAGCCACCCUUUCCCCUCCAGUAGGGUUUGUACCAGCACCAAAAUCUACUGCUGUUAGUCCUUCAGUUUCCACUGCAGCCCCCAAAUCCUCCCCAGCAAUUCCCCCAUCAUGCUUCAUCCCACCACCAAAAUGUCCCCCCCUUUCCCCUCCAGCAGGGUUUGUACCAUCACCAAAAUCCAAUGCUUUUACUCCUUCAGUUUCCACUGCAGCCCCCAAAUCCUCCCCAGCCAUUCCCACAUCAUGCUUUAUCCCACCACUAAAAUCAGCCUGCAUUUCCCCACCUGCCGGGUUAAUAUCAGCAUCAAAAUAUACCCCCCUUUCCCCACCUGCUGGUUUUAUCCCCUCUUCUAAAUACUCCCCUGUCACUCCCCCUUCAGCAUCCUUUCCCACCUCUAAGUCCUCCCCCAGUACUCCUCCUGCAGGGUUCGUCCCAGUCUCCAAGGUCUCGCCUCUCUCCCCUACUCCUCCAAAGGUCUCGCCUCUCUCCCCUCCUCCCGCCUUUAUCAUUCCCAAGGCGAGUGCCCUCUCUCCACCACCGGCGUUGAUCCCGCCCCCCAAACUGCCAACCGUGAAGAAGCUUGAGGUGGCAGCCUCUCCCCUGUCCUCUGAUCCCAUUGAGAAGGCUUCACCGCAGAACAAGUCAUCAACCGUUUCAUCAAAGACUACCCCAACCAUAACCCUAAAGGAGGCGCCGCUCAGUCCCACUGAAGAGGCUCAGAGACUCCUGGACAGGAUCUUCAGUGCGCCUGGACAGGUGGACAAGGAUCCCGUGGCCAUCCUUCAGGUGUCUCACGCCGCUGCCCAACAACCCAAGGUGAAGACAGAGGAGCAGAUAGCCGCAGAGCAGGCAUGGUACGGCUCAGAGAAGGUCUGGCUGGUCCACAAGGAUGGCUUCUCCCUGGCGACGCUGCUGAAGACGGAGGCAGGCUCUCUGCCGGAGGGGAAGGUGAAGAUCAAACUGGAACAUGACGGGACAGUACUGGACGUAGAUGACGAUGACGUGGAGAAGGCGAACCCCCCGUCGUUUGACCGCUCUGAGGACCUGGCCUUGCUGCAGUACCUCAAUGAGUCCAGUGUGAUGCACUCCCUGCGGCAGCGCUACGGGGGAAACCUCAUCCACACACACGCCGGGCCCAACAUGAUCAUCAUCAAUCCCCUCAGCGCUCCCUCCAUGUACUCCGAGAAGGUGAUGCACAUGUUUAAGGGUUGCAGGCGAGAGGACACGGCACCUCACAUCUACGCGGUGGCUCAGUCGGCCUACAGGAACCUGUUGACCACGCGUCAGGACCAGUCCAUCGUGCUGCUGGGGAAGAGCGGCAGCGGCAAGACCACCAACUGUCAACACCUGGUCCAGUACCUGGUCUCCAUCGCUGGCAGCACCGGAAAGAUCUUCUCUGGGGAGAAGUGGCAGGCAGUAUACACUAUCCUGGAAGCAUUUGGAAACAGCUCCACCUCCAUGAACACCAAUGCUAGCCGCUUCUCUCAGAUUGUCUCUCUGGACUUCGACCAGGCUGGCCAGGUGGCCUCCGCAUCCAUACAGACCAUGCUGCUUGAGAAGCUGAGAGUGACCAAACGGCCGGAGACUGAGUCCACCUUCAACGUGUUCUACUACAUGAUGUCCGGAGCUGACAGCACUCUCAGAACGGAGCUGCACUUUAACCACUUUGCAGAGAACAGCGCAUUCGGAAUUGUGCCUCAGUCUAAACUGGAGGACAAACAGAAGUCGUCUCAGCAGUUCACCAAGCUGCAGGCAGCCAUGAAGGUGCUGGGCAUCUCAGUGGAGGAGCAGAGGGCUCUGUGGCUCAUCCUGGGGACCAUCUACCACCUGGGGGCCGCAGGGGCCACCAAAGAGGCUGACGAAGCUGGCCGUAAGCAGUUUGCCCGUCAUGAGUGGGCCCAGAAGGCUGCCUACCUGCUGGGCUGCACCCUGGAGGAGCUCUCCUCGUCCAUCUUCAAGCAUCAGGUCAAGGGUGCCCUGCAGAGGUCCACCUCCUUCCGCGGGGGGCCCGACGAGGCCGGGGCAGGAGACAGCUCAGUCUCUAAGAUCACAGCCCUGGAAUGUCUGGAGGCCAUGGCUUCAGGCCUGUACUCAGAGCUCUUCACCCUCGUUAUCUCCCUCGUUAACAGAGCUCUGAAGUCCAGUCAACACUCUCUGUGCUCUCUGCUCAUCGUGGACACACCGGGUUUCCAGAACCCUCGCAUGGCCAAGCGCCAACGCGGUGCCACCUUCGAGGAGCUGUGCCACAACUACGCCCAGGAGCGCCUGCAGACCCUGUUCCACGAACGCACCUUUGUACAGGAGCUGGAAAGAUAUAAGGAGGAAAACAUAGAGCUUGCAUUAGAUGACAUAGGGUCCAGUACCUCAAUGUCGGUAGCAGCUAUAGACCAAGCAUCAACCCAAGCGCUGGUGCGUACCCUGGCGAGGACAGAUGAGGCUCGGGGUCUGCUGUGGCUGAUGGAAGAGGAGGCUGUGCAGCCAGGGGGCUCUGAGGACACUCUGCUGGAGAGACUCUUCAGCUACUACGGCCCCGACCAGGGGGACAACAAGGGACACGCCCUGCUCCUGAAGAGUGACAAGCCGCAUCACUUCCUGUUGGGCCACAGCCACGGGACAGACUGGGUGGAGUACGAUGCUCAGGGUUGGCUGAACCACGCCAAGCAGAACCCCGCCUCCCAGAAUGCUGCCACUCUGCUGCAGGACUCACAGAAGAAGAACAUCAGCAGUCUGUUCUCUAGUCGUAGUGGAGGGCCCACAGUGCUGUCUGGCUCCAUCGCAGGGCUGGAGGGGGGAUCUCAGCUGGCCCUCCGCAGAGCCACUAGCAUGAGGAAGACCUUCACCACUGGCAUGGCCGCUGUCAAGAAGAAGAGCCUCUGUAUCCAGAUCAAACUGCAAGUGGAUGCUCUGCUGGACACGGUGCGCAGGUCCAGGGUUCACUUUGUCCACUGCCUGCUGCCCAAGGCAGACACGGUGGGAGUUGGCAUGGAGCCGCGCGUGACCCAUGGAGAGAGCUGCGUCUCAGGCCUUAUGCAGCUGGAUGUGGGCCUCCUGAGGGCUCAACUCCGUGGAUCUAAGCUUAUCGACGCCUUGCGCAUCUACAGACAAGGAUACCCUGAUCACAUGGUGUUCUCCGAGUUCAGACGGCGCUUUGACGUGCUGGUGCCCCACCUGACCAAAAAGCACGGACGCCACUACAUGGUCACAGACGAGAAGAGGGCUGUGGAGGAGCUGUUGGAGUCUCUGGACUUGGAGAACAGCAGUUACCACAUGGGCCUGAGCAGGGUGUUCUUCAGAGCGGGGACCCUGGCUAAACUGGAGGAGCAGAGAGAUGUCCAGACCAGACGCAACAUCACCAUGUUCCAGGCUUCCUGCAGAGGAUACCUGGCCAGACAGGCUUUCAAGAAGAGGAAGAUCCAGGACCUGGCUAUCCGCUGUAUCCAGAAGAACAUCAAGAAGAACAAGGGAGUGAAGGGCUGGGCCUGGUGGAAGGUGUUCACCACAGUACGCCCCCUUAUAGAGGUCCAGCUCACAGAGGAGCAGAUACGUGGCAAAGACGAGGAGAUCCAGCAGCUGAAAGGGAGGCUGGAGAAGGUGGACAAGGAGAGGAACGAGCUGAGACUCAACAGUGACCGCCUGGAGAGCAGGAUCACAGAGCUGUCGUCGGAGCUGGCAGACGAGAGGAACACAGGAGAGUCGGCCUCUCAGCUGCUGGAGUCUGAGACCUCAGAGAGACUGAGACUGGAGAAAGACAUGAAGGACCUGCAGACUAAGUUUGACUCGAUGAAGAAGUCUAUGGACUCUAUGGAGAUGGAGGUGAUGGAGACCAGACUCCUCAGAGCCUCUGAGCUCAAUGGAGAGAUGGACGAUGACGACACAGGGGGAGAGUGGAGACUGAAGUAUGACAGGGCCAUCAGAGAGAUAGAGUUCACCAAGAAGAGGUUACAGCAGGAGUUUAAUGACAAGCUGGAGGUGGAGCAGCAGAACAAGCGGCAGCUGGAGAGGAGGCUAAGUGACCUCCAGGCAGACAGUGAGGAGGUGCAGCGUACGGCCCAGCAGCUGAAGAAGAAGUGUCAGAGAUUGACGGCUGAGCUACAGGACACCAAGCUACACCUGGAGGGCCAGCAGAGCCGCAACCAUGACCUGGAGAAGAAACAGAGGAAGUUUGACUCGGAGCAGAACCUGUCUCAGGAGGAGGUCCAGAGGGAGAAGAAUCUUAGAGAGAAGCUGAGCAGAGAGAAGGACAUGCUGACUGGAGAAGUGUUCAGCCUGCGACAGCAACUGGAGGGCAAAGACCUGGAGAUGUGUGCACAGAACGUGAAGUUAGAACAGCUGGAGGCGGAGCUGCUGGACCUGUCGUCCCAGGAGACCAAGGACGAGGCAUCACUGUCCAAGGUGAAGAAGACGAUGCGUGACCUGGAGGCCAAGGUCAAAGACCAGGAAGAGGAGCUGGAUGAACAGGCCGGAACUAUACAGAUGCUGGAGCAGGCUAAGCUGCGUCUGGAGAUGGAGACAGAGAGACUGCGCCAGACACACUCCAAGGAGAUUGAGAGUAAAGACGAGGAGGUGGAGGAGAUCAGACAGUCCUGCAGUAAGAAGCUGAAGCAGAUAGAAGUCCAGCUGGAGGAGGAGUUUAAUGACAAACAGAAGGUCCUACGUGAGAGGAGAGAACUGGAGACCAAGCUGCUGUCUGCCCAGGACCAGGUGAACCCCAGAGACGUGGAGACAGAGAAGAGGCUGAGGAAGGAUCUGAAGCGCACCAAGGCCCUGCUGGCUGACGCCCAGAUCAUGCUGGACCACAUGAAGAACAACGCCCCCAGCAAGAGAGAGAUCGCCCAGCUCAAAAACCAGCUGGAGGAGUCAGAGUUCACCUGUGCGGCAGCAGUGAAGGCCCGUAAGUCUAUGGAGGUGGAGAUUGAGGACUUGCAUGUGCAGAUGGACGACAUCUCCAAAGCCAAACAGGCUCUGGAAGAGCAGUUGAGCAGGCUGCUGAGGGAGAAGAAUGAUCUUCAGUCUCGUAUGGAGGAGGACCAGGAGGAAAUGAACGAGCUCAUGAAGAAGCACAAGUCAUCUGUCGUCCAGUCAACCCAGAACCUAGCCCAGAUCUCUGACCUACAAGCCCAGCUGGAGGAGGCCCUCAAGGAGAAGCAGGAUGUCCAGGAGAAGCUCUCGGCACUGCAGAGCCAGCUGGAGUUCCAGGAGACGUCUAUGGUCGAGAAGUCCCUGGUCAGCAGGCAGGAGGCCAAGAUCCGAGAGAUGGAGACCAAGAUGGAGUUUGAGAAAACACAGGUCAAACGCUUGGAGAGCCUGGUGGCCCGUCUAAAGGAGAACCUUGAGAAGCUAACAGAGGAGCGGGAUCACCGCAGCACCAGCGAGACCCGGGAGAAGGAGCAGAACAAGCGGCUCCAGAGACAGAUCAGAGAUAUCAAGGAGGAGAUGGGAGAGCUGGCCAAGAAGGAGGGAGAGGCCAGCCGCAAGAAACAUGAGCUGGAAAUGGAUAUUGAAAGCUUGGAGGCAGCCAAUCAGAGCCUGCAGGCGGACCUUAAACUAGCCUUCAAGAGGAUUGGUGACCUCCAGGCCGCCAUUGAGGACGAGAUGGAGAGUGACGGCAACGAGGACCUCAUCAGCAGUUUACAAGACAUGGUGACAAAGUAUCAGAAAAGAAGGAACAAAACUGAGGGAGACUCAUCUGACUUGGAGAUUGAAGACUGUGUGGACGGGGUCAAGUCCUGGCUGUCCAAAAACAAGGGAUCUACCAAGAACCUCUCAGAUGACGGCAGCCUCAAGAGCUCCAGAUUUGCCGUAAACGUAGACGCGAAAGAGUGGAAAGAGGGUAAGGAAUGGGAAGAGUUUAACAAAGAGGGCAAAGAGGUAGAUCAGAGCAGGCCAGUGUCUGUGAUGAGUUCCCUGAGCUACAGGAAGCGCUCCAACAUCAAUGACUCCAACGGAGGUAAAGGGGACGACAGCUCCCUCUUCAGUUCCCUCAAGAAGGAACAGGACUCCCAGGAGUCUAUCACCUCCUUCCGUAAGGCCAAGCCCAAAUGCUCCUCACCCCAGGGUGACUCCUACUCAGUCAGCUCCAGCUCCUGGAGGAAGUCCCAGACUGGGAAUGAUGAUGACCGUGGCUCAGUUAUCUCCCAGGCCUACACUGAAGCCACCAGCAGGGCUAGGAAGGGCAUGGACAGCCGCUGGGGAGACUUCGACAAAGAGUCCACCGUGUCCUCCAUGGCCCCCAGCCGGGCCUGCGUUGCCACCACGCUCUGUGGCUUGAGCCCAGAGGACGACACCAAGUCGACCAUCAGCCUGGGUAUGUCCAGUCCCCUGAGCCGCCGCAGGCCUUCCGCACACCGUACGGACGAGUCAUAUGGAAGAAGUGGUCGCUGCCCCAGCAGCCCCUCUCUUAGUCGUCGUUCUGGGGGCAGGAGCCCUGGCAGCGUAAGCCGUGCUAACUCACGCAUAUCUGACUUCCGCAGCUGCCGCCUCAGCGAGUUUGAUGACAUGGAGGACGGGCACAGCGUGGCCCUCACUGAGCGCUCCUCGGCCUACAGCCCCCACUCCUCCACGGGACGCAGCCUGUCCAUGCCCCCGCCACCCGCCCGCUCCUACAGAGAUGAUGACGAGCUCCCUGACACCUCGGACAUCAAGUCGGCCACCGUCAGCCACCGCAAUUACCUGGACCCCGACCUGGAGAAGGCCAUCAACGAGGUGCUCAACUUCAAACCCAUCAAGUUCAAACGCACCAGCCUGGAAGACUCAGAGGCCGAGGCAGGGAGGAAAGAGGACGACACAGAGGAUGACAGGAAGAGUGUGCUUAGCAUUAGGGGGAGAGGCGACAGGGAGGCGGACAGCGGGCGCAGCACCAGCAGUCUGAGACGCUCAGCGUCGGCCGUGGAUUGUAGGAGGUCCUCCAGCAGUAUGAGCAGCCGCAGCCGCAGCCACAGCCGCAGCCACAGCCGCAGCCACAGCGGAAAGAAGAGCAGAGGCAAGAAGAAGAAGAGGAGCCACAGCUCCGAGUCAGACGGCUCCGAUGAUGACCGCUGCAGCAAGAAGGGCAGCUCCAAGAACAAAGGCAAGAAGUCCAAAAAGGUGUCCAAAAAGGAGUCCUCUUCUUCAUCCUCAUCCUUGGAUUCAGAGUCUGAUUCAGAGUCUAGCUCCAGCUCUGGUGCUUCUACCAUCUCCUACAAAAGCACCAACAGCAUGAAGAGAGCCCCUGGCCACCAGGCCUCUAGCCCAGAGGGGGAGAGGGAGGCGGGGACGCCUGCUGAAGGGCAGCCCCUUCCUAACAACAAGAAGGAGGAGAAGAAUAGGAAGAAGAAAGUGGACAACCUGAUGAUGAAGUAUCUGUACAGACCGGACAGUGACUGAGGCUGGCAUCCUCCUAGCCGAAGACGUUUCUGCUCGGACAAAUCUGAGGAAGAAGAGGAGGAAGAACAAAAAGAAGGUGGUGCGUCUCGAGGGCCCUACCGCUCCAGAUAUACACGUGGCAGCUACCUGAACAACAGUGACAGUGAAGACAAGCCCUCUGAGACAACGUAGUUAACACACACACCAGCCAACACAGGCUGCAUGUUGAGAGGGCCCCAAUGGUGCAUGAUUGGACUCACUGUGCUGUUAUCACACACGUGCACACACUCACAACCACUCUGUUCUUCUAACCCUGCAACAUGGCAAUGAUACUAUGACUGUCAUUAUUAUUCUACUGUUACAAAACAGCUUGCAUUGCUAAGGUCUAGAGAAGGUGCCAUAGUACAUCAGUGUACAGUACACAACACCAAUGGUUUCUCUCACUCCACUCCACUGGGCCAACCCUGUCUUAAUGUAUUUCACCAGUCACAUGUGACUGUGUGUCUCCAUCUUGGAUCUGGCCCCUCCAGUUGAACAGCACCUCCAUUAAUAAUGUCUUUCUUGUCUCUGCUGGCUGCAUGAGGACAGCUGCUGCUUGGCUGGAGCCAUCGUCUCCUCCUUCCUAGAUGUUAUCAUGAUCAUGGUUGUAACUGAGCCAAGGAACUGUAGCUAUGUUCCCUGAUGUUUUAUCACUGCAUUGGGAGACAAGAAAGAAAAGAAAAAAGAAAAAAAGAGGGAGAAAAUAAAUACCAAAAAAGCCUUUGUUGCAACUAGGUGUGUACACUGUGUUAUUUCUUAUUUGCUCGACCUGGUAAAAAAAAGACCAGAGUUUAUUUUUGGGAGAAGUGCCGUUGAUAUAAGUAGGGUCCUCUACAGCUGGCACCCACACAGCUGUGCUUAGAUUCUGUCUGCAGUGCCACGCUGCGCCACACCGAACAAAGACGCUUUCAUCGGCUCAUCUGCUUGUUUUUUAUUACUUGUUUUUGCAGGAUAAUAAUGUUUCCUAACGGGAAGAUAACAGAACAGAGCUGCAGCACCAAACUGCUUGUGAUGAAACGUUAGUCCUUUCUCUUCUUUUUUUAAUCUUUUUGUUUUGAUGUUUGAAAUAAAAUUUGAAUUUGUUUUCAAGAGUGCUGCCAUCAAGGACAUGAUUUCCAGGAGGUUUGAGUGUAGUGUAUCCUAUGAAAUGCUUUGUCUCAUUUGAUUUCAACUUGAAUUGAACUAAGUACUUUGCAGAAAUGCUUUUGGGGGAGGGUCUUUGGCUCAGCUGUUUUUUUCUCUCUGUCAUUGUGGUUGUUGUUGUUCUUAUGCUUUUCACUUGUUUUUUCUCUCCAUUUGAUGUGCUUUGCUUUCCAAAGGGAAUGAUAUUCAACACCAUGCUUUAUGGUGGUUUGUCUUUAGUUUAUUUCUCCUUCAACACCCACAUUUGGACCCAUACCAUACUGGAUUACACAUGGUGAGGAUUAGGUCUCCUCAAUCAGCAUGUUAAAUCCACCACUCUGUAAACUGGAUAUAAUGCAUUCAAAUCUAUUUGUCAUGUAGGAUUCAUCAGUAUUCUGUCCUGAACCAAUGCUACCCUUUAUAACAGCGCAACAGUUUAACCAGGAAGAUAUUAAAGACCCACGCUUUUACGGUUGCUUGGUGUUACAAUAAACCCUUCGGCUGUCUCUUUAGUAUUUAUGAAUUAGCAUUAAUGAAUUUAGCAGGCCUGCCAACAUGUGUAUUAUCCAUCUGUACAUGGCAAGUGGGGCCGAAAGGAUUUUGUGGAUACUCUGCGUGAAGGGAUAAGUUUGGUGUGAUUGUAUUACACAUGAUCGUCUAUCACAUCCCCUUGUUCUCUAUGCCAGGGCUUCCCAAACUCGGUCCUGCCCCUCCGCCAGGUGCAUGUUUUGGUGUUUGCCCUAGCACUACAUAGCGGAUUGAGCUAAUCAAAGCUUGAUGAUGAGUUGGUGAUUUGAAUCCACUGUGUAGUGCAGGGAAACACUAAACCAGGACUGCGUGUGGGAAACCCUGCUCUAUGCAGUCAACGUGACUUUUAAAAGGAAUUUUCUGUUUUAUGAUGUCGUUAUAUGAUACUCUUAAACCUGAGUCAUCAUAAAACACCUGGGGGGAAAAUGAAAACAAAGAAAUUAGUGAACAUAACAUUGCUGACUGUACACAUUCAUAUUUAUAUAUAUAUAAAUAUAUAUAUAUAUAUAUAUAUAUAUAUAUAUAUAUAUAUAUAUAUAUAUAUAUAUAUAUAUAUAUAUAUAUAUAUAUAUAAAUAUCUGUAUUGAUUCAUACUAGCUUUCAAAAUAGUUAAUGUUUAUUUUCGUUAUUGAACAAAAUGACCACUUGUAAUAAUUUUGCAUUACAGUUUAAUAUAUUGUAAAUAAAUGAUGACUCCAGACU
Molecule: messenger RNA, 11187 nt
Organism: Oncorhynchus kisutch (coho salmon)
Lineage: Eukaryota; Metazoa; Chordata; Actinopteri; Salmoniformes; Salmonidae
Product: unconventional myosin-XVIIIa
Exons: 47
Coding region: 355-8817 (2820 amino acids)
Biological process (GO): actomyosin structure organization
Cellular component (GO): cytoplasm; myosin II complex; myosin filament
Molecular function (GO): cytoskeletal motor activity; ATP binding; actin filament binding
Source: RefSeq, a predicted model, not a curated record